Molecule: messenger RNA, 4309 nt
Organism: Dicentrarchus labrax (European seabass)
Lineage: Eukaryota; Metazoa; Chordata; Actinopteri; Moronidae
Exons: 3
Coding region: 489-1637 (382 amino acids)
Biological process (GO): protein polyubiquitination; SCF-dependent proteasomal ubiquitin-dependent protein catabolic process
Cellular component (GO): SCF ubiquitin ligase complex
Molecular function (GO): protein binding
Source: RefSeq, a predicted model, not a curated record
ACCAACGAGCCCCAACAAAAACAACAACAACAUAGCUCAGCUGUUCGGCUGCUAGCCGGCCUACUUACUGAAUACUGCUCUUCACAGCUUUCAGCAGCUCGGCCUUGUGUCGGUGUCCUCACAGGAGCGGAUAGGUUCGGAUAUAUGUGAGAGACAACGACGCUGAGCAGUGACGUUCCACUUUAAACUCCUCUGCUCUCUGCUAGCUUCUAGCAGGUUAGCUUAGAAAGUGAGGACGGGGACCGACACCGAACAAUCACACCGUCCCCACUGGAGCCCGUACGGGGACAAGUCUUUGAGUGUGUCCCUGUCGUUUGUCAGAAGCUGGAAGAUAACGGAGCCGCUGAAGGGCCUCGAGUCAUGUUACAAAGCGACGUGUCACCGGAUGGAACGGAUUCAACACGGCGAUAAAAUACGUCACCAGGAGAGAGAUAUUUAUGGCAAAGCCAGACCACAAGACCACCCGGUGGAGAUUCUGAACUCUGCCAAUGACGACCAAUAUCAUUUCCUCAACCGUCAUGUCACCACGAAAAAAGCCCCUGGUCCCUGUAAGCAGCCGGCGGAAAACCGUGGACGACUACUUUCCUUUCAACUUCCUGCCGGUGGAGUGCCAGCUGCACGUCCUGUCCUUCCUGAACGAGGUGGAUAAAUGCAGCUGCGCUCUGGUCUGCCUGAGCUGGAGCUGCAUCGUCCGCUCCUGGAAGCUGUGGCGGGUGGCGGACUAUUCCCGCCGCGGCGUCUUCCACCUGGGUCAGGAGGGGCUGCUCGUUUCCAACCGCGAGUUCGAGAGGUGGAAAUCCUGGGUGCACCAUUACACCCACCACCUCAUCUCCCGCAGGGCCAGCCUGCUCACGCUGAAGGCCAGCUUCGACCUGGGGGAUCGCUUCAACAAGUGGGGCGAGCUGCUGAGUCACCUGCUGGAUAACGUCCACUGCAGAGACCUCAGCCACCUGGACCUUAACUGGACCUUUACUCUCCUGGAGCCGCUGGACCUCAGGGUGCACUCCAGCUCCAGUUCGCACCAGGACAGCAUUACAAAGAUGGACCAGGUGACCAGUUUCCAGGAGCUGCUGACCAAACUCACCCACAGCUGUCCGCGCAUCUCCAAGAUGCGGUUACACUUCGACUGGUCGGAUGUCUCCGUGUCGCUGCUCACCCAGUUCCAGCAGCUCCGAGUCCUCGAGCUCAAAUACUUCUGGGUCUUUAAAGGAGUGACCCCCUCGACUCUGCAGACCCUAACCAAAUCCCUGCCUAACCUCAAGUCUCUGACUUUACACAUCCUGGUCCCGCUGAGGAACCUGGGCAUCUCGUACACUCUGGAGUCUCAAGCUCUGGAGUUCCUGGACGUGUCGCCCAGCCGGGGCUUGGUCUUCUCCUGCCUGAAGCUGCCCGCCUUGCGUGAGCUUCGAGCCAAGAAGAUCGUCCGCGGCAUCACACUGGACCGGAGGACCAGGCUGAGGAUCCAGAGCCGGUGGCCCUGCCUGUACCACGUCCUCCGGGAGGGGACGCCAAAGCUCCAAGCCCUCAAUAAUGAGAGGCUACUCCCCACGUGGAGGGAGGAGAGCUAUGGAGAGCUGUCUGCCAUCCUGGAACAGUCCUGUUACUGUGUUCAGCAUCUAGACAGCUGGCUGUGGUAGCCAGAUGUGUGACAUUAAAGGAAGAACAUUCCAUAGCUGGCCAUUGGUUGGUAGAAGGCAGUAUACUGCUUCUACACACACCAUUUCUAUCCCGAUUUGAAUGACUGUACUCAGAGGGACACAUAUUUGCACAUAUUUGCAGAUAAAACUGAGACUUGAAGUGAAAUCAAAGGACUGCAUGUUGUUGGAACACUAAGUACAACUCUACCUGAGCCGAGUGUGCAUGGCCCAUGUGUGGAGAAAACAAGACUAGAUGACAGUGUAAUGGCCACUUAGAGUUGUGGAGAAUGCCUUUUAAACUCAGCCUCUUCAAAGACAAAGCUGACGAGCACGAGGGCUGCUGUUAAAGAAGAAGAAGUCGUAUUUUCAAGAAAAAGUUGUCAAGAAGAAAGCCCUGAAACAUUUAGUGAAAACAAGUUGAAAUGCUCUGAAAAAAAGAAGAAUGAGAAGGAGCUCUUGCCUUUCAAGAAUAAAGUCCUGAAUUUAUUUUUUAAAUUUUUGCUAUGUAAUGAGAGACAAGUCGUUAUUUUAACAAUUAGUCGUAUUAUUGUGAGUCAGCCCGGUCAGAGUGUUAAAAUAUAGCGAAAUAUUUCAAAUUUACUCUAAAAUACUACGCUUCUAUUCUCAAAAUACUUUAUUCUCAGUAUCAGAGCGCCAAGUAUAAUGCUUUCUCAGUUGUAGAAAACUGACAUGUACUGUAUUGUAAAUGUAACCAUUGUUAUCAUUUUGGUUGAAUUCAGUUGCAUUUAUCCUCAGAGACAGUCAUCUACUGCUUCCAUUUGAAUGGCAAGGCUGUAGGGAAAAGCCUUUUACUGGAAAACUGACCAAACAGCAGAUGAGACCAGCUGUGCGAAACUGAAUUUAAACCGAUCAUAUGCUCGUCAAAUACAUUCAUUAACUGUAUUCUAAAUAAAACAUUUGAAUGUUAGUAACACGACGUAAUUCAAAUGAUCUGCGGAAAGUAAAGACAGGACCAGUACAGGACCUAAAAGUGUCUCAAAAUGGAUGGGUGCUGAUACUGAGUCAGCAGGAUCAAGUCCUCUAGACCAGUGGUUCCCAACCUGGGGAUCGCCAAAGCUUCACGGGGUCGCGAGGCCAUCUAGAUUUUAAGUUGUGGUAGAAAACUUAAGAAUUACACACAGUAGGCCUAUAUCUCAGCUUUGGUUCACUUCUAUGAAGAAAAUGUAAAAUAAAUAAUCUACUAGAACAAUGACCAAGAGUCAGGGACAAGAAAACUCUGAAUUUGUCUGUAUGACUCAAAAAUAUGAAAAAUACUCAAUACAGACAGAGAAGUGUAUAAAAAGUUCUCUAAACAGGAAAUAAUCUGUUCAAAAUUCAUCCAAAACCCUCUUUUUACACAGACUUCCUGCAGUUACUGAGUUCACUGUUUGAGUUCAUUGUACAGUUUAAAUAUAAUAUGAAAUAUCCAUAAAAUAUGUCCCUGAGUCAGUUUACUCAGUGAUAGAAAAAGGGGUCUUUAGGAAAGCGGUUGGGAACCACUGCUGUAGACAGUCUCACUUUAAAUGACCUGAGCCCCAGGCUGGUUCUGAAUAGCCACUCUGACUUGGCUGCUGAAUACUUGACACACUCAGACUGGCAGUAUUAAGAUGGUGUAAUUCUAAUCACAACCUGUCAGGAAUGCAGCACAGCUGACCGAGAGUUCAUUUCAGUGCUGGACCAGUUUGUACCCAACAUUUUUUUUUCUUGACUACUCCUUUUUAUUUUAUUGUUAAUGUGUAUGAAGUCAUUGUGUGUGUGGUUCUCCUAAAGCGGACAAUGUAAGGAUUUUAUGAGGUUUUAAAAGCAUUUAAUCUGCCUGUCUUAAUGUAGGAAUUCCUCAACUUGUGAUAUUUGGAAACUUUUUGCACAUUCUAUGGAAGCUUUGAGAGACAAGUAAGAAGAAACAUUCUGGUGAUCCAAUGAGUAUUACAAAAAUUCACUUACCAAUUUUUAUUUACCUGUCUAAACCUUUUUCAAAUGAUCUAUUACUGGCAGGUUUUUCACAGAUAAAGAACAAACAGAAAUUUAGAAAAUUAGGAAAGAUUAUCAUCGCAAAACCUUUUUCACCUGUUCUUAAGUUAUAAACAAAACAAUUAUAACUUAAAAAACAGACUUGUAAAAUGGAUCAUCAGAAUGUUUUGGGUUUCACUUGCCCUCUCAGGGCUUCUGUACAUUUCCAUUGCUGUCAUGGAAGGUUAUUGCUGCUCCAAUCACUGCAGCAACCAAGUGACCAAAUUCCAGCUGUUUCAUACACGGGAAAAGUGUCAGUUUGUGAUCACGGAUUCCGUAUGAUUCCAUGUAUUUCUUAUGUAUGUGAGGUUUUCUUUGCAUUCCUUUCUACCAUGAGCCUCAACCGUUUGUGCUCCUGACAGCUGAGGAAUGAAAUCAGUGCUUUUGCAGUUACUCUCCUAAUCAGUAGAGGUCCCUAUUUUCAAAGCUUUGGCCAUCAGAUCUCUCUCCCAAAUGUCUUACUACAUCAAGUUGUGUUUACAUACGCACUAGUGUAACACCAUUUCACUCCAGUACUUGUGUUACGAGUAGCAGAUGUGUGAUGGAGGGUAUUUGUCCUCUUUGGAACACAUCGAUGUAUGUGUGAUGAUAUGAAUGAUAUGAUGAUGAAACUUAUGAGUGUAGAAUAUUUCACAGGAUUCUUCAUAAAGAAUUGGACUCAA